AUGGCACAAGGCUGGUUUUCAAUGAGCGGAAGUAACAGCGGAGAUCAGCAACAGCAGCAGCAGCAGACGGGAACGUCUCUGGUAGCUGAUUGGAAUUCUUACGCAGCGUCGAGAGAUUUUGAAGAAGACACCGGAAGUUUAGGGUUUGAUAUCGAAUCUGCCGUUAGAUCUGCCAACAACACCGUUUCGGGUACCUUCAAUGUCUUCUCAAAAGGAGUUAGAGAUCUUCCAGGGAACCUGCAGUCUGCAACAAGCAGUAUGCCUUCAGGAAAAGCGUUCAUGUAUUUCGGUUUACUCCUAGCAAGUGGUGUGUUCUUCGUCUUCCUUGCCUUCACAAUGUUUCUUCCAGUCAUGGUGCUCAUGCCACAGAAAUUCGCAAUUUGCUUCACCCUUGGCUGUGGAUUUAUCAUCGGAUCAUUCUUCGCUCUCCGUGGCCCGCAAAACCAACUCGCUCACAUGUCAUCAAGAGAGAGGCUUCCACUAACUUUAGGAUUCAUUGCCACCAUGGUUGGUACCAUAUAUGUCUCAAUGGUGCUCCAUAGCUACAUUCUCUCCGUGCUUUUCUCUGCGUUACAGGUUGUUGCACUGGUUUAUUACUGUAUAUCCUACUUCCCUGGUGGAUCAUCGGGAAUGAAGUUCCUCAGUUCUACUCUUACCUCCUCCGUCUUCAGAAUCUUUGGGAGAUGA
Messenger RNA from Microthlaspi erraticum, 687 nucleotides. NCBI's taxonomy places the organism in Eukaryota, Viridiplantae, Streptophyta, Magnoliopsida, Brassicales, Brassicaceae. The record is from the annotation of a GenBank genome assembly.